CACCUUUUUCUCAAUCUCGCAAUCUUCCCUUCGAGCAGCCUGAAGAGAUUCUCCAUUGCAAAAUGAGCUCACGGCCUCCUCGUCCGUCCGACAUCAACACCACGGCGUCUCCUCCGAGAGCCUCACGGCAGACAGCCUCGUCCAAGCCGAGGGCGGCAGCGGAUGUCACCAUUCCCGGCUUGCCUCACGCCCGAACGUCAGAGGGCAUCACCACUCGCCGGGAGCGAGACACACAACGCGCCACAGGUCGGCACAAGAGAGGCGCCAGUGAGGGCCCUGGGGCGCAUGCCGCCAAUUUGAAAGCGGUGCGAGCACCGCCGCCACCGCCAAAAGGAGAGGGGGCGAAGCUUAGAAAAGUUCUGGGGGAGUGGAUCUUUUUCUCGGAUUUCGACUCGGGCAACGCUGCAGAGGUGGAAGAGAUCAACGGCGAGGUAGACACGUGAGACACGCACACACGAUGGGAGGCUGGUUCACCAUCUGCGGGUCAUUCACUCUUCUGUCUUGCAUGCUGCAGUAUCAUGUGUGGGUGGCACCUGACUGUCUGGGCACGCCUUUCCCCGUCAACCAGGAGCACAAGCAUCACAGCAAGAAAGACGAUGCGGCCAAUGGCGGUGGUGCGCCAGAGGGCGAGAGUGACGACGAUUCCACGGAGAGCGAGCCCACCGCCACUGAGAAAGACGUGAAGGACAAGGACGGCAGUGGGCGGGCGAAGAAGGCGUACACGCCCUUCCACACUUGGUUCUACUUCGGCAUCGAGGGAGGCACAAAGUAAGGGAGACAGACAGACAGACAGAGGGAGCCAUUGAUUGACUGCCUCAAGAGCGUUUUUCGUUCGUAUGUCUGGGCAGAGGCACGUCGAUCGCCUUGGUGAUUCGUCGGUUGAAUCAGCAGGGGCGGCUGUUCCAGCAGGGCAUGAAGCCAGUGGUGCGGUGCGUCCCACAUGCCACCAAGUGGAAGCGCCUGACCACUCCGUGUGUCGGCACGGUAAGCGGAGGCACAGCAACAUUUCAUCGAUCUGUCUUUCCCGCCAUUGCUGGGUGGUUGCAGAACGUGAACGGCGAGUUCAGAGUGUCGUUCCGCCACACGUUUGAGGCAGACGGCGGCUGCACCUACUUCGCCUUUACCUAUCCCUUCAGCUAUGCCGCCAACCAGGUGACCACACAGAAACUACCUGCACGCACAAAACACGAUCUGUCUGCUUUUGGUCAGCUGUACCUGGACUUGCUUGAGCACCAUUUUCGCUCGUCGCCCUUCUCGCCGGCAUGGCACCCAUCAUCACAGCCGCCGUCUCUCGACCCAUGUCCAGCAGUGUCGGGGGGCCACGCCGCCCUACACAAGGCGCACUCGUGCCCCGACGACCCGCUGCUGGCUGCUGUGGAUGAGGAGGUGAUCGAGGAGGACAUUCGCGUCGAGGAUGACAGCACACAUGAUGAGAGAGACAGAGACAGGAAGAGGCCGCCCUCCUCUGUCUGGCAGAAGCUGACGGCGGUCUGGCAGCGACGAAAGAGCACCGAGCCACUGCCGUUGAAGUGUGACGAGGCCGCUGGAGAGAAGCUGCCCGCACCUUCCCUCCCGCCGAUCGGCUCGUCAGCCAAUGUGGCUCCGCGCGUCGUCAAGCGACUCUGUGGAGCCAUGCAGGGCAGCCGAGCGCGCAGCUUUGACCAUCCUCAGCAACCUGACAAGCCAAUCGAAGCAGACAACACAGACAGCUCCCCGAACGCGGCCGCCGAGAAGCUUGUGAUCGAGCCUGCAGGCGAAUUGGAUGCCGAUUUCAAGCAGCGAGACUCAGUCAGGCGGCUGACGUUGAGUGAGUUCGAGCAGCUGACGGGUGUGUCCUUCCAGAACGGCGUCACCUUGUCGACGUGCAGAGACGUGUACUUCGCGCGCCAGCUGCUGUGCCACAGUCUGGAGGGAAGGAGAGUGGAACUCCUGACCAUCACCGCUGCGCCUCAGUCACAGCUGCCAUCGUUUCAGCGCGCGAACACAACCACACAGAUCGGCGUGCCUGCCGUGGAGAACGAGAGAAGUAACAAGCUGGUGCGAGACUCGUCGCGCGAUCGGCUGAGACCUUCGGGAAGGAACAUCAGCAAUCUGCCCGCACACCUCCUCCCCACGGCGGUCAACGCAAACACAAGCAGCAGCAGCGAGAGCAGCGAAGCAAAACGCCCUCCGCGGGAGAGCCCUCUUUGCUUCGACGAGUGCGCUGUGGCAGGAGUGAGGUUGGGUGAGGAGCCGCCCUCUGCUCUGCGGCUGCCUCUUGCCUUCCCUGGCCGCAAGGUCAUCUUCAUAUCGGCGCGGGUGCACCCUGGAGGUAUGCAGCUGCAGAAAGGCAGACUCACCAGUAAGGCGCGUCGAAUGUGUCUGUCGUGAUUUAUCUCGCAGAGACUCCCGGGCAGUUUGUGUGUCUCGGCCUGCUGCACUUCCUCCUGUCCACCGACCCCCGUGCACAGCUCCUCCGUCACUAUUUUGUCUUCAAGUGCGUCCCCAUCAUCAACCCGGAUGGCGUGGCGAGAGGCCACUACCGAGCCAACCUUCGCGGACAGAACUUGAAUCGAUACUAUGACACGCCCCAUCCCCACAACCACGAGGCCAUCGCGCCGAUCCGUCGGCUGCUGGUGCAUUGGGCCACGAAGGGAAUCCCGAUGGACAGAAAGGGCGGCGAUGGCGGAGGUCGGCUGGCCUUCUACAUGGACCUGCACGGCCACGCAACGAAACGCGGGACGUUCGUUCUGGCCAACCACCUGAGCGGAUGGGACCAGAUCUGGAACGUGGCUUUUUCGCGGCUGCUGGGCCUCAACUCGCCUCAUUUCGAGCCUGAUGCGUGCUCGUUCUCGAUGAAAAACAUGAAGAGCAAAGACAACCGCGACGGGCUCUCGAAGGAGGGAUCUGGCAGAGUGGCCGUCUACCGAGCAACCGGACUGUACCACUCCUACACGCUCGAGUGCAAUUACAACGCCGGCAGGUGCACCCACCCCAUCCCGUCUGCACCCGGUGUUGAGCCCCAGCUGCCCCACACGGUCAUCCCUGUCUCCCAGAAGACUCCAGUGCCGUACACAGACGAGGUGUGGGCGCAGAUUGGCCAGGCUAUAUGUGUCUCCGUGCUGGACUUCUACGGCUGGAAUCCCUGCUCGCGGCUGCCGUCGAGCAGGUACCGGUCUCUGAUCGGUACGUGAGCAUGCAGACAGGCAGACUGGCGCAUCCUUCGUGACAGUACUUGUGCAUAUGCUCCAUGCUGACGCAGGUCUUCUCGAUUCGUUCCCGCCCUCGUUCAAGAUCGACUCUCGCAACCUGGCACGCAAUCGCUCCCGCCUUCUGAAGGCCACCCUCCCCGCCAACACCAACAACAGCAGCAUCAACAGCCCACUGGUCCCACCGCCCGACGUCCCUCCGCCCUUCUUCCCUGCCUCUGGCAGCCCACUGCCCCCCAGCAUUCCCUCCGACCUCCCUGCGUGGAUCAAAGUGUCUGAUCAGUUUCUGCCCGACGCGCUGAGCGGCAAGACCAGCAACUGGCCCUACCUCAACACCAACCUGACGCCGCAUGUCCGGCCGCCGCCCGUGUCGGUGGACAAGAGCAGAGGCAGAGACCGGAAGAAAGACGACAGCGAGGGAGACGCAGAGAAGAGUUGUGACGAGGCUGUGACGGCGAGUGAGCUCGAGCCGCCGGCGGCUGUGGAGGCAGGUGGGUGAGGGAGGAGGGCGGAGGGAAGAAACGGUAAAGCGAGCGGCGUUCUAUGCCUUCACUGGACCCACAAUGUCCUUUCUGCAUCGUUCUUCCAUGCAUGAGUCUCAGAGGCAGCUAAGGACGAAGUCACCGUGCCAGAUGACGACAUUGAUGACGAGCCGGAGAUGCCGCAGCAGCCCCCUUCACCCACCGCCAUGCCGCCGUCGGCCAGAAAGAUGCCAGUGGCCAUCAACUCACCCCCGCCAUCACCAAACAAGUCACAGCUGCCUUCACCAAAGCGCCGGCCCGAAAAGCAAGCGCUGUCUCUGCGUGGCCAAGCUGCAGUGGUACAGUGUAGGCACAAUGUAUUACUUGCUUGUUUCUCUGUCGCAGCGUCUCUGUUACAUGCAGAGCCGCGAUCGAUCGGUGGACGCGCCAUCAUCACGCAUUCCGCGGCCUCCAUCAGCCUCGCGCACGAGAAAGGCCGCCGCCACCAAUACCGAGAAGACGGCAAUAUCAUCAUCGCCCGAGAGUGCAAAACUCGAGGAGCGGUUGUCGCGAAGCGGCUGGCAGCGACGACCAGGGUCAAGAGGGAACGACGACAAGGCAAGAGAGGAAAAGACGGUCUCUUCAAGGAGGCUGCCGUCAUUUGAGAGUCAGUCAACGGCUGCGAGUCUCGAGCGAGGGCCGGUGCUGGCCAAGACGACCCCGCCUGCCCCAAAGGCCUCCCUUCUGCCAAAGCCGCAAUUGCCGCAGACAGUCACCAUCCCAUCUUUCGCGCGCCUGCCCAACUCUCGGUCCAUCUCCUCUGGCGAAGACGAACAGCAGCCCCCCGUGCUUCCGUCGCUGCUCAAGCCGCCCACCCUCUAUCCCAGGCGUGCCAACUCCCUGGUGCGGCCUCCUCUGGGACCCCAGAUGAAGCGCAUGAUGGGCGAGGACUGCCGGUCCCGCUCCAACCGUGGUGGGAUUGAGGGCAUUCUCGCUUCAUCGCCGCGGACGAUCAGACGGCUGCUUGACGCGACCAUGAAGGUGGAAGAGGCGGAGGAAUGGGCGACGGACAGCUUCGCUAGUGAGAGCUCUGUUCAUGAGGAUAUGGACGUGCCGGCGGCGGCGGCGACAGAUGAAGGUGGUCAGAGUGAAGCGGCCAAACAGCCUGAGACACAGCCAGCCCCGAUGGAAGACAAGAAAGAGAAGCCCGUGUCUCUCUCGAAGACGGUCAGGAGACCGCCCCCACCCAAGGCAGCCAAUCCCAAGGCACCCAUCCCUCCCCUGCCGCCCCCUCUCACGAAGAGUACACCCGCGCCAACAGCAGCAUCCACAACGGCCUGGCGCAUGCGGUCGUCGCGUCUGUGCACGGGCAGGCGGAAACCCCCCGUACCAACAGCCAAGAAAGACAGCCGCGUCGACGGGGAGCGGCUGUGUCUCUCGCUGCGCUACCCGAAUCAAGACGCGCUGGCGCUGAGGCGGGCCGUCAGGGGCGACACCAAGGGACCAGAGUAUGCGACACAGAGGGCUACUCUCAAUCCAAGCAGAUCGACCGACACGCUCGUGCAGCCGACAGGCCGCUUGUCGCUCAUGAAGCGGGGCAGAAGUUUGGCCAACAUCGACCACCACCCGCAGCCAAUGUCUCAGCCGCAGCAGCAGGGGCUGCCAGCCGGAGUGAGUGAAGCGCUCGAGAGAGAAGAGAAUGAGAUGAUGAUCGCAGCGAUGGCCUCGUUGCGUCAGCAGAAUGGUGUCAUGAUGGCCCCCUAUCCCUUCUAUGCAACCAAUAUUGACGGCAAUUUCAGAAAUGUGCGGGUCAAGAUAUGACAGACAGGGCAUUGACAUGGGGAUUGGGGAACAGAGCGGGCGGUCGAGUUGUUGUUUUCGUGUCUGCGUGUGGGUGGGCGGACAUGCAACGGAUGGAUGGGACUUUUUCUUUAUGUGUCCUCGGUGCAUGCCUGCCUGCUGACGGAUACGCAAUUUGUGCAGGCUGUUCGCAGGACGAUCAUGGUGCAUGGAGUCGAACCAUACCUGACACACACAGGCUGACUGGUAUGCGCUUCCUCUUGGUGUCUGUGGCGUGGAAGCAGACGAAGGUC
This is a messenger RNA of Vitrella brassicaformis, 5742 nucleotides long. The record is from the annotation of a GenBank genome assembly. Lineage: Eukaryota; Vitrellaceae.